This is a messenger RNA of Neltuma alba, 921 nucleotides long. RefSeq lists its product as uncharacterized. The coding region runs from base 1 to 921 and encodes 306 amino acids. NCBI's taxonomy places the organism in Eukaryota, Viridiplantae, Streptophyta, Magnoliopsida, Fabales, Fabaceae. The record is from RefSeq and is a predicted model, not a curated record. The transcript has 6 exons.
AUGACGACUGCAGACCAAGACAGGAAUGGUAGUUCUAAUUAUCACAAUCUUGAGAUUCAGAAGCUUUUGAAGAAGUUGAACAGACCACCUGUUAAAUCCAUAAAGAUGAGACCAAGUUUUCACCCUGAAAAGAGUAUGCUUGAGAAAAGUGAAGUGUCUGCAAAAUUGCAACCUGUUGCUCAAUUAUGGAAACAGAGUGGAAGUUGCCCAGAAGAAACCAUUCCCAUAAGAAGAAUAGGAAAGGAAGACAUAUUGAGGGCAAAAUCUAUCCAACAAUUUGGAAAGAAGAAUCUCAAGAACAUCCCUCAACAUGGAUCAUUUGAAACUCAAUCCAAACACCAGUUUGCUGCAGUUUAUGUAAAAGGAGAUAAAUAUUAUGGAGGCAUGGCAACGAUGAACGUUUGGAAUCCCCGUGUUCAAGAGCACAGUGAAUUUAGUGACUCUCAGAUCUCAAUUCUAAACGAUAACAUUGGUGAAGGUUAUAAUAGCAUUCAAGCUGAUUGGCAGGAUGGUUCAGGUGAAAAUGCUAGAGGGUGUUAUGAUCUUCUUUGCUCUGGCUUUGUUCAAGUGAACCAUCAAGUAUCUCUACAUAGAGUGAUAACCUUCUACAUAUGUGGCUUCCAAGUCUCAGCUUCUCAAUAUAUUGCAUUGCACAGUUUCAAGUCGGGAGAAAUCUCAAAGGGCAAAGAGAUGCCACAGUUUAUCAGGAAUAUCGUGUGCGUUUUGAGCAUUAAUUGGCAUGGUUUGAGCAGCAGCCUCGAUGCAUUCACAGGCAGUCUUCCUAUCUUCCUCGGCGUCGCCGCUGCCGAUACCAGAGCUUUGGCUCCGUCACAAUACGCCGGCAGCGGCUUCGCUCCACUGGGCCUGGUCAAGUACUCUCGUGGCAUGGCUUCAGAUACCCAGUCGCUUGGUCACAUGUAA